CAGAGGUUUGCUAUAAAAAGGCCGAGCUGCCUCCCGGACAGCCUGCUCUGCUGACCUCGAGACCCCGCCGUCCAACAUGCAGACUCUCCUCCUUGUGGCUCUGCUCGGAUGCCUCGCCGCCGUGUCCGCGGCCCCCGCUGACAAGGUGAAAUGGUGCGUCACCUCGGACAAAGAACUGGAGAAGUGCGCGGCCCUCGCGGUCAAAGCUCCGGCGUUCUCCUGCGUGAAGAGGGACUCCGUCACGGCCUGCAUCGCUGCGAUCAAGGCUGCUGAGGCAGACGCCAUCACUUUGGACGGAGGUGACAUCUACACUGCUGGACUGAUCAACAACAACCUGCAGCCCAUUAUUGCUGAGGACUACGGCCCCUCGUCGGAGACCUGUUACUACGCUGUUGCUGUGGUGAGGAAGGGCACUACAUUUGGCCUGAGAGACCUCCAGGGGAAGAAAUCCUGCCACACUGGGUUGAAUAAAUCUGCAGGCUGGAACAUCCCCAUCGGCACUCUGGUGUCCAUGGGUUUGAUUCAGUGGGAAGGCAUUGAAGACAAACCUGUUGACGAGGCGGUGAGCAACUACUUCUUGUCCAGCUGCGUCCCGGGGGCACCGAGGAACAGCAAGCUGUGUCAACUGUGCAGGGGAGACUGCUCCAAGUCCCACAAUGAGCCGUACUACGACUACAGCGGAGCCUUCCAGUGCCUGAAGGACAACGCUGGAGAUGUGGCUUUUGUGAAGCACCUCACUGUACCUGAGUCGGAGAAGGCCAACUACGAGCUGCUGUGUAAAGAUAACACCAGGGCGCCCAUAAACGACUAUAAAAGGUGCCACCUGGCCAGAGCACCAGCUCAUGCUGUUGUCAGCCGCAAGAACCCACAGCUGGCUAAAUUAAUCUGGGACAGCCUGACUUCAGUAAAGGGCUUUAACCUCUUCUCCUCUGAUGCCUAUGCACCCGGCAAAAACCUGAUGUUCAAAGACUCCACAACAAAGCUGGUGCAGCUGCCCGGCAACAUCGAUUCCUUCCUGUAUUUGGGUGCUGUAUAUACGAGCAUCAUCCGUUCCCUUAAGAAAGAGCCAACAGGCACUCCAUCCACUGCCAUCAAAUGGUGUGCCGUGGGCCACGCUGAGACAAGCAAGUGUGACAUGUGGAGCAUCAAUAGUAUGGGUGAUGUCACCACCACCGUUGAAUGCCAGACUGCCCCUACAGUUGAAGAGUGCCUGAAAAUGAUUAUGCGUAAAGAGGCUGACGCAAUGGCAGUGGAUGGAGGACAGGUGUACACCGCUGGGAAGUGUGGUCUGGUCCCUGCUAUGGUGGAGCAGUACGACGCAGCUCAGUGCGGCAUCCCUGGAGCCCAAGCCUCCUCUUACUAUGCUGUUGCUGUGGUAAAGAAGAGUUCAGGGUUGACCUGGGAAACCCUGAAGGGCAAGAGGUCUUGCCACACUGGCGUCGGCAGAACCGCUGGCUGGAACAUCCCCAUGGGUCAGAUAUACAAACAGACUGGCGACUGUGACUUCACCAAGUUCUUCAGUAGCGGCUGUGCCCCCGGCUCAGACCCCAGCUCUCCAUUCUGUUCUCAGUGUGCCGGCAGCGACAAAGCUGUGGGAGAUGAGUUCAAGUGCAAAGCCAAUGCUGCAGAGCUGUACUACGGCUACGCUGGGGCCUUAAGAUGUCUGGUUGCGGGUUCCGGAGAUGUUGCCUUCAUCAAACACUCAACCAUUCUAGAAAACGCAGAUGGUAAGAGACGGACGCGGACCGGUCGACAUCUGAACUGCGAAUGUGUCGUUUUGUAUAAAACUAUAACAUUCUUGCUACUCUUCUUUGUUAAAGUCAACAAUGAUGACUACCAGCUGAUCUGUCCGGGGAAGAGUCCAGUGCCAGUCACUGAUUACCUCUCUUGUCACCUGGCUACCGUGCCCGCCCACGCGGUGGUGACUCGUCAAGACAGCCGCAACGAAGUUGUUCGCAUUCUCUUGGCACAGCAGUCCGCAUUUGGUUCCACUGUCAGUGAAGGCUCAUUCGGCUUGUUCAAGUCAGAUAAUGGAAAGAACCUCCUCUUCAAGGACUCCACUCAGUGUCUCCAGCAGGUCGAAGCUGGAACAAGCUAUGACAGCUUUCUGGGAACGGAGUACAUGAAUGCCAUGAAUUCGCUCAGAAUGUGCGGAGAAACCACUCCAGAUCUGGAGAAAUCUUGCACUUUCCAUUCCUGCCAGGAAACAAACUAGUGACCACCACGGAGCAUGCGGUGCAUCACUCAGCCCUCAGUGAUUCGGGCACCUUAACCACACUUCCCACACUCAACCCCAAAAUCGCCACGUGUAUUUUCUCACUGAUCUUGUUGUAGACUUGUUUUUAGAAGAACUACCGACAAACAGAUACGUUGCACUACCAUUACUUACAAAUCAACCAUCCGGUGACCAAUCAUGGCCACAUGUAGCUAUUUUCAUGGUGUUGAAACACAAUGUUACAUUACCUGUGCUAUGGGAUCAACUAUGUUUUGUUAACACGUGCCUGACUUUUCUCAAAUAAAGCCUUUUUAAUACUC
This is a messenger RNA of Cyclopterus lumpus (lumpfish), 2535 nucleotides long. RefSeq names its product transferrin-a (gene tfa). Bases 77 to 2215 code for a protein of 712 amino acids. Gene Ontology annotation, biological process: antibacterial humoral response; iron ion transport. Gene Ontology annotation, cellular component: early endosome; extracellular region; plasma membrane. The record is from RefSeq and is a predicted model, not a curated record. Lineage: Eukaryota; Metazoa; Chordata; Actinopteri; Perciformes; Cyclopteridae. The transcript is spliced from 16 exons.